Messenger RNA from Trichoderma gamsii, 705 nucleotides. RefSeq names its product orotate phosphoribosyltransferase. Gene Ontology annotation, molecular function: orotate phosphoribosyltransferase activity. The record is from RefSeq and is a predicted model, not a curated record. Gene Ontology annotation, biological process: pyrimidine nucleotide biosynthetic process; pyrimidine ribonucleoside biosynthetic process; 'de novo' pyrimidine nucleobase biosynthetic process. Gene Ontology annotation, cellular component: cytoplasm. The transcript has a single exon. The coding region runs from base 1 to 705 and encodes 234 amino acids. NCBI's taxonomy places the organism in Eukaryota, Fungi, Ascomycota, Sordariomycetes, Hypocreales, Hypocreaceae.
AUGGCCUCUCAGCUCCCCGCCUACAAGCAAGAAUUCCUGAAAUCCGCCAUCGACGGCGGCGUUCUCAAAUUCGGCAGCUUCGAGCUCAAGUCCAAGCGGAUAUCCCCCUACUUCUUCAACGCGGGCGAAUUCCACUCCGCCCGCCUCGCCGGCGCCAUUGCCUCUGCCUUUGCAAAGACAAUCAUCCAGGCGCAGCAGGAAUCCGGCCUCGAGUUCGACCUCGUAUUCGGCCCCGCCUACAAAGGCAUCCCGCUGUGCUCGGCCAUCACCAUCAAGCUCGGCGAGCUGGCGCCCCAGAACCUGGACGCCAUCUCGUACUCGUUUGACCGCAAGGAGGCCAAGGACCACGGCGAGGGCGGCAACAUUGUCGGUGCUCCGCUCAAGGGAAAGAAGGUCCUCAUCGUGGACGAUGUCAUCACUGCUGGCACGGCCAAGCGAGAUGCCAUUGAGAAGAUCACAAAGGAGGGUGGCAUCGUUGCGGGUAUUGUCGUUGCUCUGGACCGCAUGGAGAAGCUUCCUGCUGCUGAUGGCGAUGAUUCCAAGCCGGGCCCCAGUGCCAUUGGCGAGCUGAGGAAGGAGUAUGGCAUUCCCAUCUUUGCGAUCCUGACCCUGGAUGACAUUAUCGAUGGAAUGAAGGGGUUUGCUACCGCUGAGGAUAUCAAGAACACGGAGGAGUACCGGGCCAAGUACAAGGCGACUGAUUAA